Molecule: messenger RNA, 405 nt
Organism: Cynara cardunculus var. scolymus (artichoke)
Lineage: Eukaryota; Viridiplantae; Streptophyta; Magnoliopsida; Asterales; Asteraceae
Exons: 1
Coding region: 1-405 (134 amino acids)
Source: RefSeq, a predicted model, not a curated record
AUGGUAAAAGUAGCUCCCUGGAAGGGCAUUGCCCGUUUUGGGAAGCAUGGAGAACUCAGACCCCGUUCCCUCGGACCAUUCAAAAUUUUGGCUAGAGUGGGACUGCAAGCUUAUAAACUAGAACUACCACCGGAAAUGGAUGGAAUCCAUAACACAUUUCAUGUAUGUUACCUUCGUAAGUGCUUAGCGGAAGAGGAAAAUGUUAUUCCACUUUUAGAAAUUCUUGUGGAUGAGAACAACCAGUGUGUUGAAGAACCGGAAGCCAUAUUGGAAAGAAAGACUAAAGUGUUGAGACACAAAGAAAUUGUUAUGGUUAAAGUACAAUGGAAGCACCACCGAGGGUUGAACGUGACUUGGGAAGCGGAAGAGGAUUUGAAGAGGCGUUACCCCCGUCUUUUCGUUUGA